AUGCCACUCGACGUAGCGUCCGGCAACGCGGACUCGAGCCAGUCGUCUCCCCGUAAUCACCAAGCCGGUGUCCAGAUCGAUUUCGAAAGUUUGCGCUUGCGGGCCUCCUCGCUCGCCUCGCGCUGGAGUCGACGGAUUACCGUAGAUACCUUACGUCCGCUGCCCGUCUUUCUCGGCAUGGAACCCAACUUUUGUCUCGCCGCCGGAGCCUUCACCCCACCCGUACAGAAAGUCUCCAAAACGGCACCCGAAAAAGUGCAGUCACGCCUUUCCCUCAAUCUAGCCUACUUUAUUACCAACUACGCCGUCGUCAGUUUGACCGUCGCGCUCAUUGUUGCCUUGAUGCAUCCCGGAAUGGUCUUCUUUCUCGCACUCGUAUGGGGAUUGUGGACGCUACACGCCUACCUGAUUCGACACGAAAUCGUCGUUGCCGGAAUAGCACUACACACUCUCCUCACUGUCCAACACCGAUUCUACGCGUUGUUCGUUCUCACCACCGUUGUGGUACUCUGGAAAUGUCUCCGACCAGUAUUACUCUUUCUCGCCAUUACGGGCGUCUUGAUACUCACGCACGCCCUGCUCCGGGAUCCCAAACACAUUGAAGCCUCCACCGCCAAUACCUUCACGCACGGACACGCCAGCCACCGUGCGGGGACGCCGGACGCUACCGACGAAGAUUACGACGAUGGAGCCCGUAGCGGCGGCUCCAGCAGUAGUUCCGAAGUAUUGGUGGAACGACCCUCCGCAAACGCCGCGCGGACCGGAGACGUUAUUUAAUAGUCGCAUCAAUGUCAAUAGCACCGUCCGUGUCCGCCACCAACGCCUUUGCCUCCUACACCUACUUAUCAACAGUAAAGACGUGUAUAUGCCUGCCUGCCUACCUAUCUAUACCUACACACGACAAAUUUUUUGUAGUGAAGUGCUUUUACC
Phaeodactylum tricornutum CCAP 1055/1 is the source of this 930-nucleotide messenger RNA. RefSeq lists its product with no specific name. Bases 1 to 777 code for a protein of 258 amino acids. Gene Ontology annotation, cellular component: Golgi apparatus. Lineage: Eukaryota; Bacillariophyta; Bacillariophyceae; Surirellales; Neidiaceae. The record is from RefSeq and is a predicted model, not a curated record. The transcript has a single exon.